Molecule: messenger RNA, 1480 nt
Organism: Physeter macrocephalus (sperm whale)
Lineage: Eukaryota; Metazoa; Chordata; Mammalia; Artiodactyla; Physeteridae
Gene: HSCB
Product: HscB mitochondrial iron-sulfur cluster cochaperone
Exons: 6
Coding region: 76-711 (211 amino acids)
Biological process (GO): [2Fe-2S] cluster assembly; protein complex oligomerization
Cellular component (GO): mitochondrion
Molecular function (GO): protein-folding chaperone binding; ATPase activator activity
Source: RefSeq, a predicted model, not a curated record
CAAUCAGCAGCACCAGUCUGGUCGACCACAUUCUCUCCCCAACAGGUGACCGCGGGGAGGCCGGCCGCCGGCCAGAUGUGGUGCGGAAGGACCAUGGCCUUGCUCCGGGUGUCGGGGUUAUGGCCGACAAGGGUGCUCGGGAGGAGACCGCUAAACUGCAGUGCUGCGUCACUGGCGGGAAGCAACUCCCCCCGGUGUUGGAACUGCGGCGGCCUAGGGGGCCCCUUGCGGGGGGACCGGUUCUUCUGCCCUCAGUGCCGCGCACUGCAGCCACCUGACCCCACGCGAGACUACUUCAGCCUCAUGGACUGCAACCGCUCCUUCAGAGUUGACACGGCGAAGCUCCAGCAUAGGUACCAGCAACUACAGCGUCUUAUCCACCCAGAUUUCUUCAGCCAGAGGUCUCAGACUGAAAAGGAUUUCUCAGAGAAGCAUUCGACCCUUGUUAAUGAUGCCUAUGAGACCCUUCUGGCCCCCCUGAGCAGGGGACUAUACCUUCUAAAGCUCUGUGGAGUAGAGAUUGCCGAAGGGACAGAUGAUGAAAUGGACAGUCAAUUCCUCAUGGAAAUAAUGGAAAUCAAUGAAAAACUUGCAGAAGCUCAAGGUGAAACUGCCAUGAAAGAGAUGGAAUCUGUUGUCAGAGCUAAACAGAAAGAAUUGACUGACAAUGUGAGCAGAGCUUUUGAAAGAGCACGGCAUGUGGGAUCUUAGUUGCUAGACCAGGGAUCGAACCCAUGCCCCCUGCGUUGGAAGCACGGAGUCUUAACCACUGGACCGCCAAGGAAGUCCUGAGCAAACAUUUUUGAUUGGGGGAAUAAAUUAAAAAGACUUUCUGAGACAUGGCUUCUGAGUCAGUGGAAUUACUUAUUUUUCCCCUCUCCCAGAUUCUUUCCCUUUUAGUCUAAACUCCAAGUUUAGCUGGACUUCUAAAUCCAGGAACCCUUUCAAGUGUUCCCUGACAAAUCCCUAUGGGAGGGAUGCUUCUAGACCUCUGAAAGGUUAACCUAUUUGGGUUAAAGUUUCUGACUGAGUAAAGGAAAUUAAGCACCCACCUCCUAAUCCCACAUCGUUCUUAACAUGGCAUCAGAACAAGUCGGAAGUUUUGACUAAUUUGUGACUGCUCCAAUGUCAAAUAGGCCUGGUGUUAUGGACUGAAUGUGUCCCCCCCAAAAUUCAUAUGUUGAAUCCCUAACCUCCAGUGUGGCUGUAUUUGGAGAUGGUACCUCUAGGGAAGUAAUUAAGGAUAAAUGAGGUUGUCAAGGUGAAGCCCUGGUUUUAUAGAUUAGUGUCCUUAUAAGGAAAGACACCCUUGCUCAGUCUUCCCACACUCAUGCACCAGGGAAAGGCCCUUUGAGAAAGCCAGGGAGACACCUACCAUCUACAAACCAGGAAGAGACUCCUCAACAGAUAGUGAAACUGACCCUGACAGCACCUUGAUCUUGGACUUCCAGCCUCCAGACUGUGAGAAAAUUAAUUUCUG